AGGAGGAGGCAGCGAGAUGUUCGGGCUUUUAUUCUGAAGCGGGACCCGGAAGCUGGUGUGCGGUGGUCUGUGGCGCGUGACAGUCUGGCUGCGGCCGCAGAGAAACGGAGCGCAGCUGCAUUCUGCGGAUUUUCUGGUUCUGCUGAAGAAACCUGCAGCUGGAUCCGGAUUGAUCCCGAAGAGGAGAGUCCGGAGCGGGCCGAACCGAACUAAGCCGGACCAGAUCAGACCCGAAUACAGACAGACAGAGACAGGCUGCUUCAUCUCCUCCUGCAGAGCCGGCCGGAGUCUUCCUCACCGAUGCUGAGUGUCUGUUCCCUCCAGGACAAUCUGACCCAGGAUCAGUGAUGCUGGCCGGCGUUUCAGUGUUCGUGUGACGUCUACAGGGACUCGAACCUGUGAGGUGGAUCCAACAUGGCCGCUGUGUGUGGCGCCUCAUCAGCAUUAACAGUGUGUGUGUGUGUCCUGCUGCUGCCUGCUGUGACCGGUUUUCAGUCAGAGGACAGAGAGUGUGCCUUCACUGACCACCUGCAGGGGGCGGAGCCUCACAGUGGACCGACCAAUGAGCUGCGAGGAGUGGUGCGAGAAAAUGGCACGAUUCGCUGCAGCCGCGGCUCCCGCUGCUAUGGAUUGUGGGAAAAAAGACCAGACGGGGAAAUACACCUGGUCAAGCAAGGUUGCUGGACUCACAUCGGGAACCAGCAGGAGUGUCAUGGCGACCGUUGCCUGGUAACAGCGACACCCUCUCAGAUCCAGAACGGCAGCUACCGUUUCUGCUGCUGCAGCCAAGACCUCUGCAACGCCAACUUCAGCGAGGCCCCGCCCACCGCCGACACCCCCGCCCUGAGGCUGAUGAAGACAGACAGGCGGGACGACAGGCAGACAGAUCACCAGCCACUGCGGCGGGAGGAGACGGCGCUGAUCGCCCUGGUAACCGUCGCCAUAGCAGCCAUCGUCAUCAUAGCGUUGUUCCUGGGAUACCGUAUGAUGAAAGGGAAGCAGAAACACAGUCUGUCGGCUCUGGAUGUGAUGGAAGCAGUAAACACAGACGCUGCUGUCGACCUGGAUAACCUGAAACUACUGGAGCUGAUUGGUCGAGGUCGUUACGGCACGGUGUUUCGCGGGUGUCUCAACGAGCGCUGCGUGGCCGUCAAACUCUUCAGCUCGCCCAACCGACAGAACUACGCCAACGAGCGCUCCAUCUACUGUCUGCCGCUGCUGCAGCAACACGACAACAUCGCCCGCUUCCUGACCGCCGACGAGAGGACGACGGCCGACGGACGACCAGAGUUCCUGAUCCUCAUGGAGUUCUACCCACAUGGCUGCCUGUCUCGCUACCUGUCUCUCCACACAGUGGACUGGCCCACCUGCUGCAGGAUGACUCACGGUGUCACCAGAGGACUCGCCUUUCUGCACACUGAACUCUGCAGAGGAGACCAGUACAAACCAGCGGUGGCCCACAGAGACGUGACCAGCAGGAACGUUCUGGUCCGAGCCGAUCUGUCCUGCGUCCUCGCCGACUUCGGCCUGUCCAUGAGGCUGACAGGAAGCCGGCCCUGUCGCCCCGGAGACGACGACACCAUGGCCAUAUCUGAGGUGGGGACGGUGCGGUACAUGGCUCCGGAGGUUCUGGGUGGAGCGCUGAACCUCCGGGACUGUGAGGCGGCGCUGAAGCAGGUGGAUGUUUAUGCUCUGGGUCUGCUCUACUGGGAGAGCUUCAGGAGGUGCUCACACCUGUUCCCAGGUGAAGCAGUACCAGAGUACCAGCUGGCGUUCCAGGCGGAGUUGGGGAAUCAUCCGAGCUUCGAGGAGAUGCAGAUCCUCGUUGCCAGAGAGAAGCACAGACCCAGAUUCCCUGAAGCCUGGAAGGAGAACAGCCUGGCGUUGCGUUCCCUGAAGGAGACGAUGGAGGACUGCUGGGAUCAGGACGCUGAAGCUCGACUCACCGCUCAGUGUGCAGAGGAGAGACUGUCUGAACUCACACUGCUGAGCACACACACUGCAGUACACAACCACAGGAAUCUGUCUCACGGCCGCUGGCCUCCUCCGGUUGGCUCCGCCUCCUCCUACAUCGAGGAUCUCCAGGUGGGCGUGGUCAAAAAUCUCCAGGGAGAAGGCCACCCAGCAUCAGUCGUCAAGAUGACCACGAGCGGAGCAGAAGGUGCUGAAAAGAACAGAAACUCCAUCAACUACGAACGGCAGCAGGCACAGAGUCAGGCUUGGUCGUCCAGUUCUGACAGCAACGUGUCGACUACCACUGUCCUGACGCCUGCCAGCAUCCUCUGCAGCAUCUCCGAGUCUGAACACACCGGUGGCGCUGUGCCCAGUGUCCCAGUCUGCCUGCAGCUGACAGAAGAAGACCUGGAGGCCUCCAAAUUCAACGCCAAAGAGGUUGAUAAGAACUUGAGGGAAAGUUCUGAUGAAAACUUGAUGGAACAUUCACAGAAACAGUUCGGUUCAACAGAGCAACAAACUACCAACCUGCUGUACCAUCAAAUCCUACAAACUGCUGAGGCUAAAAAUUCUGUGCUGACUCCUGAACUGGGGGGUGUUGCUGGGGUUGAUACCCCUCCCUUCUCCUCCAUCCACCCCCUCCCCAAACAGCAGAACCUGCCCCAGAGGCCCACCAGCCUCCACUUUCUCCCCAAAACCAAGGAGACCACCUCGGCCUCUUCUCGACUUAAGCUAGGAAAGCUCAAGUCAAACCACAGACAGGUGGAAACAGGUGUUGCUAAGAUGAACACGGUAACAGUUGCCACAGCUGUAGAGCCCCACCUGGUAACCACGGUGACUAACAACACCAGCACGAAAGGCAGUGUUGAAACUGGGAACCGAGUCCACCCGAUAAUGGUGGUCGCCAAUGGCUACAGUGCGGGAGUCCCCACCCUGGUGACGAAUGGUGUGAUAGGCGGAGGUCGAACAAAUCUGGCAGGGCCGCAGCUGGAGGAGGAGGACAAGAUGGAGGGAGGGAUAAUCGGAGGAGAGGACAACCGUAUGAAUCUGCUCAACUCCAGUCCUGAUGAACAUGAACCACUGCUGAGAAGAGAACAGCCGCCUGAUGAGAGCGAACCCCUUCCUCAUAUGCAUCAUCAUCAUCAGUCACGACCUGGAAACAUCCUGAUGGGACGAGGCUCAAACUCCAACAACAACAACAAUAGGAUAGCAUUGGGAUCAGAUGUCAAGAUCCAGGUUUUAGAGGUUGAACCUGAAAGGAUAAUUAGUUCAGGGGUCAGUCAGGGUAGGGGCGUCAACAGUCCUAAACUUGGGUCACACCCGGCAAGUCAGCAGAUCAGUGGAUCCCCUGCUACUGCUCCAGUUUCAAAUCUGGAAAAUAAAAUUCUUCUUUCUGGUCCAGCAGGACGAUCUACAUCUGGCCAUGCCUCAACACCACAGGCCCCUCUCACUGGCCAGGAUAGAAGUCAAGGCUCAGAUACAGGCCCAUGUGUCCAGAGAGCCCUUUUUGCAGAACCAGUACUGACCACUCAAACCACCAGAAGCCCAAAGGCUCAUCUGGUCCAAUCUACUGCGACUGCACUGGUCCCAGGCUGCAGAGAUCCAGAUUCUGGCUCAGCUCCAAGCUCAGCAAAAGCUUCAGAAGUGCUAGGUCCAGAAAUUCAAGCCCUAAAAGCUCCAGCCUCAGACCCAGAAGCUCCAGUCCUAGAAGCUCCAGUUGUGGAUCCAAAAGCUUCACCUUUAGAGGUUCCAGCCUCAGAAAAUCCAGCUCCAGAAAUUCCAUCUUUGGAAUCCCAAGAUUCAGAAACCACAGCAGAAGCUUCAACUCCAGAACCUGCAGCUCUACAAAGUCUAGCCUUAGAUCCACAAACUCUAGGUCUGCUGCGGCCCCAGAUGGGACCGGCCAAAGCCAAGAGGCCUGAGCGUCCUUGUUCCCUGGAUCUGUCCUCAUCCUGCAUCUCUUCAGAUGAUGUUUCUCUGACAGAUAACGGCAGUUUGAGCGCAUCAGGAGAGAAAAUAAAACGUCGUGUCAAGACUCCAUACACCCUGAAAAAAUGGCGUCCAGCCUCAUUGGUUGUUUCCACAGAUACAGCUCUUGACCCAGACUUUGAGUUCAACACCAGUGGCAGUAACAACAGCCAGACCCAUAUCUCUUCCGGUCUUCAUAGAGCAGGAAGCAUUGGCAUCCCCAAAAUCAAUCAGUCAAAAUCCAGCAUGGCUGUCUUUUUGGUAGGAGGUGGAGCCACGGCGACUACAACUUCUGAGCCUGAUGGAAUGACAUGCUUCUAAAGUUGUUUGAUUAAAAGUUUUCUUGUCUUUUCUUAAAGGUGAGCAGAUUAAUUUUUUCACUUCUUUGCCUUCCUUCUCUUUUGUUGUGGAAAAUGGAGAUCACUGUCUGCCGCACCAUUCAGCCUCCCCAGCACUAAACUGAACCUAACGCUAAAUCGAGGCACAUGAAAUGGCCCAUAAUAAAAUGCUCCCAGGCCGCAGCGUUGAUUUGUUGAAGUUUUUUGACAGAAGUCACCGGACAUGAAAUCCAACAGACUAUAGGAACUGUUUAUGAAAUUUCAAAACAGAGAUUUGGGGUUUGGAUUUCUUGUUGGAUCUACAUUUUCUUGAUGGACACUUUUUUGAAGGAUUGUUGCCGAUUGGCCCAGUCCUGUGACCAUUUGACCUCGGACUUUUAACCUUGUGUAGCGCAAUUGCCCAUGAUGUCCAAAAUAUAUUUGUGUUGGUGGUGAAGUGAGGGAAUUCCCUAACCUCUAGAUGAUUGGCUCCUGUUGCAACUAGUCUUGUGGCUAGUGGGUAUGGCCAGUUGUUCACAGGUGUGGCCUUGACCCUACCUGGGUAACAAAAUUGCCCUGAAGCCCAAAACUCAUUGGACUCAUUAUGUGGCUAGUGGGUGUGGCCAGUGGUUGGCAGGUGUGGCGUUGACCCUAUCUGAGGACUAUAAUUGCCCAAAAUGCAAAAUCUCUUCCUGUCGCUGGUGAAGUGAGGGGAUUCCCUGAUUUCUAGAUGGCCCCUGUUGUGACUAGUCUUGUGGUUAGUGGAUGUGGCCAGUUUCUUUUGUGUAUGGCCUUAAUCUUACCUGAGGAUUGAAAGUGACCAAGACUUCAAAAUCUCUUUUAGUUGAUAGCGAGGUUAAGGAAGCUCCUUUCUGAUAGAUAUUUGGGUUCCUGCUAUGAUUCAGCUUGUGGCUAGUAGAAGUGUUCAGUGGCUAGUCAGUGUGACUGGAGAGGAUUGUGUCAAGUCAGUAGUCAUAUUUUUUAAAGCACUUUAAACAAAGUUAGUGUUAUUUAGGGAAUUAACAAACCAUAUAAAGGACACCUCGUGCAAUUACAAUAGUAACAGUGACACUAAUCUAAGAAAUUCUGUUUGUUUUCUGUGUCUUUGUACAGUGGUUUGUAUGAUUUGAGGAGCCGUUUUUGCUUUAAACCUUAACUCUAGCUAUGCAGUCAGCUCAUGAUGCCUCCUCCUGUUGACAAUGUAUUUGGCUCAGAUUUAUCAACAGAUUGACAACAUUACUGUUGGAGGAUCUUUAUUCUUCUAAUUUGCACUUUCUUUUAUGAAGUAGUCUCAAUCGCCAUGUUAGGGCUGGAAGGACAGAGGAAGUCGAAAAGAAAAAGACGGAACAUUUGGAGAAAGCAGAAGAAAUGAAAGGAGAGAUAAGCCACAUUCCUGCAGUUUAUCAAACCAUCAGCCUUGUCACCUGCGUAACCUCCGCCAAGUACAACCUCCUCAGGUACCUUCAGAAUAUAAAGAAAGAUGAGAGGAAAAUCUGACUGAACCGUCAGAAGAAAGAAGGUGAAGGACAGAUUUGAUCCAACGGACAAAAUAGGCCUUUGAACAACUCCAAAGCUGUCUUAUUUACAUGUUGUAUUGUGUUAGUCACCAAUCCAUCCAGUCAGUUGGGUUUUGAUUGUAGAUUUAAGACAGGGCUCAAUCCAACACUGAGUUACCAGUUUAUUAGGUACAAGGGUACAAUCUAAAGGUCUCAGUAUGCUUCAAACAAAAUGCUUGUCUGAUGGUCUAACAACGUCUGACAGUGUGUUAGAAAGUAAGUAAAAUUGUGAAUUAAGAUGCUCCUGUUCGGACUUUCCUGUAAACGCUGUCUCAUUAUAAUGCAGCCCUCGAAAGAAGCAGUUACCACUCGUUGACACUAUGGGUCGCCAACAUGCAGAGUUGGUCUAGUAAAUUUAGUUUAUAAAUGAUCCACAGCACUUAUAUUAGCAUAAAACCACAGUAUAAACUGGCCCAACCUGCUUGCCGUCCGCCAGGUGUGACGACGCUGAAAAUUAGUACUUUAAGUUUGAAUUAAAUCCAAACAAGUGAUGCUCGGUGUAUGAGACAUGCCGUUUGAAAAGUGGAUCCUUAUAAUUUAUAUUUCUACGUUAUUAUUUACAAGGUAGGCCUAUAUACAUUUAGUAGUAGUAGUAGUUGUAGUAGAACAUUUAUAAAAUGUCAGAUUUUUUUGAUAGAGUUUGGUGUGACAUGUUUAUAAACAAAAGAAACAGGAGAAAUUGGUGAGAUAAUGAACUAGGAUUGAAUUAACAAAUUGUUGUCACUCCACUUUCUUCUUUUAUUUCUAUUUUUUGUUGGGGUUUUUUAUAACAAAGUGACUGUUAAUUGAAAGUUACAUUUCAUUGAACAUUUGAAAUGUUUUUUUUCGAAAGGCUGAUUUUAUAAAUGCCAAGUUGUAAUAUCUUAGAUUUCUAUAUGUAUGUAUGUGACACACACGUAACUGCUCUUUUAAAUGUGUGACUACAAUAAGUUAACUUAUUCACAUUUAGUAAGCCUUACGCACUUUAUUUCUUGCACUUUUUUAAAAUCUGGAUUUUAUUUUAUUUUCCUGUUUAUUGUCCUAAAUUUCAGAUUAGUUUUCACGCGAAUUAGGGAGCAAAAUAACAAUGAUGUUUUUUCCCUUCCUAUUCCUCACCCACACUGUUAUUUUACCUUUAUUGUAUUUUACGAUGCCUUCUAAAAUGUAUUUCCGUUUUGUUAUUUUUGUAUUUUCUACUGUUUGUACUGUUUUUAGAUAUGCUAAUGUGUACAUACGGAUGUGCCCUGAGAAUUAUUUUAUUAUUUUUCAUCAUGAAAUUUGUGAAGGCAGACACGCGUGACUUAGCCCAGAGCUAACUGUACUCUGGAACCAGGGCUAAGUGUAGAUCUCAGACAGUUACUGGUUUAGGAGGCUAACGCUACAACCAGAAGGUUAUAACUGUACUCUAGUACCAGGAUGCUAACUUGUCUGGAACCAGGGAUGACUUAAUCAAUAGAUAACUGGUCAAACAAUUAUUUCCCACAAUCAGAAUUUACCUCUAGGUUGUCACCUCGACCUGGUUUAGCUAGCUAGUUCAGGUUUAGCUAGAGUUGGCUUAGCUAGCCCUGCUCUGGAAGCUUCUAUUUAACAUUUAGGCUUCACGGUAUCCGAGAAGGAUUUGAGAACUUCAGGUGUGUUCAGACUGAGUACAAAACAAAUUUUCAGCUUCCAUCAUUCAAGGCCUCCGGAGUGUUUUUGCAGUGUUUAUUAACCCCAAACAGCCAAUGUCCGAUAUCACAGAUACUGGCUUUAGCUAGCUAGCAACGUAUGAAAAGAGUGUGUUUGUGUUCAGUCUAUCGUUUUCCCAACCAACUUUAGAUGAAGCCACGCCCACUCCCGCAUGACGAAUGCUCGACGGCUGUGUUCCCGUGGAAACCGCGCUCACGCGCUUCGUGGUAGAGAUAGUCAUCUAUACCUAUUAAAGCUACAAGAUGGGCGCGUAGUUUAUGUGAACAGUUGAACCCCCCAGCCAGUCUCUAUCAAAAACAGCGAGUUUGACCGCAGUGGAAAACCUGCGCUUCAUGAGCGCUAAGACUGACGCACAAACUGAAUUACGUCACUUCAGUUGCUCUCGUGCCAACAAGCUAACAUUACUAAAGUCUUUGAAGUGGCUGCAUUCAAAUAAGCUGAGAAAGGAGGCGACUUCCUGUCACAGUAACAGCUAGCUAUACAGGCUAAACUCAUUAUUAUCGUGAAGGACUGUCUCACCUGCCAGUUAUAACUUUAUAAAUGAUAAGCUAAUAAAACACGUAAUACAGCCUCAAACUGUAAACUCAUAGUGCUUCAGAAGGAGCGUUUCCCACAACUCCCCACUGAACAUGCAGUUAUAGCACGCUAGCUAGCUAAUUCUUGUCUUCUUGUGGUCUGAUCAACAGUAAAUUCAUCAAAUUCAGCGCCCCGUAUCGCUAUUUUCCAAACUACUGUAGCUGCCAUAUUUGGCGGGACCCGCGGGAGCGCGGUUUCCAUGGGAACGCAGCCGUUGAGGCUUUCGUCAGAUUGGUUGUAAAAACGAUAGACGCUGCAACCUGAACUCGCUGUUAUGGACUGGAAUUAGCUUGAAUUUUUAACUUAAGCAGAAACAUUUUCAACUCGCGCUGUAUUUGCGCCGCUCGUGUCUUUGCUUUGACUUUAUACGCGACCACUCCUCCUAUUUAGCCUUCUGCUAACCGGUUCAGGGUGGAAACGGCCAAAAUCAGUUCAGGGUGAACGUUUGUCUCGCUGAUAAUGCUAACGCUGAACUGAAAAUGUGCCAGAAAACGUCUAUAAUGGUGAGUUACCCCUUUAAAGUCAUUUACUGUAGCUUAUAUAGUUAUCAUAAUGCUCAAUAAAUAGCAUCUACACAUCAUCUGUAUUACUAGGAUUCAUAGUUUAGCCUCCUGCAUGAAAUAUCACACCGCUUAAAUGUUAUUUAUAUUAUUUCUGAUGUCUCUAGCUGUCAGAAGCUGUUUUUUAUCUCUGCUCGAUCAUAUCCGAGUUACUGUAUCAUAUUUUCGACAGUACAGACGCAGGAUGGGGAGUUUCUGCCACGGCUAACAGUGUAUAUUGUAGAUAAAAGCCCAUAAUAUUUAGUUUAACUGCUGUUUGUCCUCUGGUUCCUGGUGAUUCUGGGACGUUUGAGUUUCCCUGUCUGUUGUUGAAUAUGCUGUGUAUUUCUUUGGUUAUCCACGUGUAUUUAUGUAUGAUAGUUUUGACUUUAGUGUAAGUACUCUGAAUACAUUAUUACACAUUGUAUACUUUCAUAUGGGACCAAUUACCACAGCUGUGUACUGAUAGUGUUGUAUUCUGCAAGCUCGAAAGUCACAAUCCUUCUUACUGUUAACACGCAGCACUCACACAAAGCAUGCUGUACAGUCCUACAGAUUAUAAAUCAACUUUGGUGGUUCAUACAAAGAGUUUCAUCCCAACAUGUUGUAAAUCCACGCAGAGGAAACAUAAAAAUACCACAAGCUCAAGUUCAUCACUGAAUAAAGUUCAGAGGAUCCAGCGUG
Molecule: messenger RNA, 9261 nt
Organism: Siniperca chuatsi (mandarin fish)
Lineage: Eukaryota; Metazoa; Chordata; Actinopteri; Centrarchiformes; Sinipercidae
Product: bone morphogenetic protein receptor type-2-like
Exons: 19
Coding region: 415-4242 (1275 amino acids)
Biological process (GO): vasculature development; protein phosphorylation; cellular response to growth factor stimulus
Cellular component (GO): plasma membrane; signaling receptor complex
Molecular function (GO): transforming growth factor beta receptor activity; ATP binding
Source: RefSeq, a predicted model, not a curated record